Lytechinus variegatus (green sea urchin) is the source of this 965-nucleotide messenger RNA. Its product is annotated as calmodulin-A-like. NCBI's taxonomy places the organism in Eukaryota, Metazoa, Echinodermata, Echinoidea, Temnopleuroida, Toxopneustidae. The transcript is spliced from 6 exons. The record is from RefSeq and is a predicted model, not a curated record. Gene Ontology annotation, molecular function: calcium ion binding; enzyme regulator activity. The coding region runs from base 161 to 610 and encodes 149 amino acids.
CGCUAUUUGAUUAUACCGGGUAAUAAACCCUCUGCAUGACUACCGUUAGUUUCAGAGACGCUGUUGGUGAGACGACUCGCAUUUCCACACCUUUGCAGGGCCGCCACACGGACGGAUAGCAAUUUUCUCCGUCUACCUCAUAUUGUACUUCACACAAAAAAUGGCCGCUGAACUCACAGAAGAGCAAAUCGCCGAAUUCAAGGAGGCUUUCUCCCUAUUUGACAAGGACGGUGAUGGCACCAUCACUACUAAGGAGUUAGGCACAGUGAUGAGGUCACUGGGUCAAAACCCAACUGAGGCGGAGCUUCAAGAUAUGAUCAAUGAAGUUGAUGCUGAUGGCAAUGGCAAUAUCGACUUUCCCGAAUUCUUAACGAUGAUGGCUAAGAAGAUGAAAGACACAGAUAGCGAAGAAGAGAUCAGAGAAGCGUUCAGAGUGUUCGACAAGGAUGGUAACGGAUUCAUCAGCGCUGCCGAGCUACGCCAUGUGAUGACGAAUCUUGGUGAGAAGUUGACGGACGAAGAGGUGGAUGAGAUGAUCAGGGAAGCAGACGUCGAUGGUGACGGUCAAGUCAACUAUGAAGAAUUCGUCUCCAUGAUGACCAAGGAGUAAGAUAUUAUCGCUAUAAGGAUUUUCUGUGAAGACUAUGAAGAACAAAUUUUCAUCACCUUGAAAUCAUAUUAUUUGAGCUGCUCUAAAUAGUAACGUUAUGGGAGUUGCAUGGGGUGCUCCUUUUUUUACACCUUGACUUAAGCGAUUCCUGCCCUGAUUUCGACACGCAUAGUAUUUUGGAUCUGUUUGACAGAUGUCCGUGGAAAUGUGUAGCGUGAAAGUGUGAAAGAAAGGAUAAAAUGCAAAACGAACAUUAAGACAGUCGGAAAAUAAUAUAUCAUGAUCAUUUCACGGCCUCUCUGAAAACCCGAAUUUGGCUGAUUGAGGGCUUUUUAGCGUGUUUAAAUAGAACAAA